AUGGCCACAUUACAGCACCCACAUUGGGACAGUUCAGGACAAAAGGCCCUGAGAUUUCUAACACUGUAUCCUGAGAUGGGCCCUGAAGAUAAGUGCUUGACCUCAAAGGCCCAAGGUGACCUAGAUCUGGGAGAAAGAGGAGAAUCUGUCGAAGGUCUUCGAGAGAAUGAUUACCUUCUGAUUCAUUCCUGCCGACAGUGGACAACCAUCACAGCACAUAGCCUGGAGGAAGGUCACUAUGUCAUUGGGCCAAAGAUAGAAAUCCCUGUGCAUUAUGCAGGGCAGUUUAAGCUGCUGGAACAAGACCGGGAUAUUAAGGAACCAGUGCAGUAUUUUAACAGUGUGGAGGAGGUGGCGAAAGCAUUUCCUGAACGAGUUUACGUCAUGGAGGAAAUAACAUUCAACGUGAAGGUUGCUGCAGGAGAAUGUAAUGAAGACACAGAGGUUUACAACAUCACUCUUUGCACCGGGGAUGAACUCACUUUAAUGGGACAGGCAGAAAUCCUUUAUGCAAAGACAUACAAGGAGAAGUCACGAUUCAACACAAUCUUCAAAAAGAUUGGAAAACUCAAUUCCAUCGGCAAGCUGGGAAAAGGCAAAAUGCCGUGCCUCAUCUGCAUGAACCACAGGACCAACGAAAGCAUCAGCCUCCCAUUCCAGUGCAAGGGCCGAUUUAGUACCCGGAGCCCACUGGAGCUCCAGAUGCAAGAGGGUGAACACACCAUCCGCAACAUCGUGGAGAAGACCAGGCUGCCCGUCAAUGUAACCGUGCCAAGCCCUCCUCCCAGGAACCCCUACGACCUCCACUUCAUCCGUGAAGGUCACCGCUACAAGUUUGUGAACAUCCAGACCAAGACCGUGGUGGUAUGCUGUGUGCUCCGGGGCAACAAGGUCCUCCCGAUGCAUUUCCCUUUGCACUUGACUGUCCCCAAGUUUAGCCUCCCCGAGAACCUCAUGAAGGGAGACAUCUGGCCCGAUUCCCUGGUCCAGCACUGGCUCAGCAUCUGCCAGGAACAGUUCGACAUCGACGAGUACUCCCGCGCCGUCCGUGAUGUGAAGACAGACUGGAACGACGACUGUAAAAGCCCCAAAAAGAGCCGGUGUUCCAGUCACAACCACAUACCCAAUUCCCUCAGCUACGCCCGGGACGAGUUAACACAGUCUUUCCACCGGCUCUCCGUCUGCGUGUAUGGGAAUAACCUACAUGGCAACAGCGAAGUCAACCUGCACGGCUGCAGGGAUCUGGGGGGGGAGUGGACCCCCUUUUCUCAUGACACCCUGCAGUACCAGGACUCCGGCGACAGCGGCAGCGAUUACCUUUUCCCUGAGGUGGGCGACGAAUCUGUGUGUCUCUCCUCGAAGCCAGAACUCCCUUAUGAAGAGCUGUGGCUAGACCAAGGCAAGACAGACAGCCAACAACCCCUUACGGGUUCCUUGAGUGAAAAAGCCAAAUGUGAUAAUUACAGAAGCUCUAUUCGCUCCAAAUGUAGCACUUCUUCUCUCCCUGUUGCCGGGACGCUGGCGACCACAACGUCUUCAGAUGUGGCCCUACCUCCACCUCCAGUGCCUCCCAAAUCUGAAGCCGUUAGGGAAGAAUGCCGACUCCUGAAUGCACCCCCUGUUCCACCUAGAAGCGCAAAGCCUUCAUCUACAAGUCCCUCCGUUCCCCCUCGAUCAGCUAAACCAGUAAGGCAACAGACACGUUCUCCCAGCCCUACCUUGUCGUAUUAUUCUUCAGGGCUGCACAACAUCAGUGUCUCUGAGAAUGACCCAACAAGUCCCUCAGAAAGUGCUUCUGUUUCCUGCUAUCCCUGUAACAGGAUGAAGACCGAGUCUCUAGAACUUAACAGAUCUCCCUUCGGAAGCCCUCCCACUGAAACUCUGUCCUCUAGACUGUCAUGGCCGAGCCAUUUCUUGGGAGCAGCUGAGAGUGAGAACAGGAAUGACUUCCUAUUGGAUCCAAGCAGAAGUUAUAGUUACCCCAGGCAGAAGACACCGGGCACCCCAAAAAGAAACGGUCCAGCACCUUUUGAUUUUGAAGGGGGUGAGCUCUCAGCAGGCUCCACCCAGUCAGGUCCAGCAGAGUUCACUGGGGGGAUGUCUGGGUGUCCCAAGUCAGCCAGCUACUCCUUAGAGUGCACAGAUGAGAAGACCCUAGCUGCUAGCCCAGCCAAACAGAGUCACUCAUGCCCAGCCUUACCCCCAAGGGCACCCAAAUUAACUGAGGAGAAAACAGCCCCAGAAUCAUUUCCUUUGCCGCUGAAAAUUGAUGGUGCUGAGGAAGACCCCAAACCUGGCUCACCAGACCUCUUGGAGGAUCAGUAUUUUGUGAAAAAAGGCGCACAAGACAUUUUCUCCAUUUCUUACCCUUUUUCCUCACCCCUUCACCUCCAACUAGCUCCAAGGUCUUGUGGUGAUGGUUCCCCAUGGCAACCCCCCACUGACCUGUCAGGACUUUCUAUAGAGGAAGUGUCCAAAUCACUACGGUUCAUUGGUUUGUCAGAAGAUGUCAUCUCUUUCUUUGUUACUGAAAAAAUUGAUGGGAAUUUGCUUGUCCAGCUAACUGAAGAGAUCCUCUCAGAGGACUUCAAAUUGAGCAAACUCCAGGUGAAGAAAAUACUUCAAUUUAUUAAUGGCUGGAGGCCCAAGAUAUAACCCAAUAACCCAUGUGGCAUUGAAUAAAACUGAUGGAUUGAUGUGCUAGAAGGGAUAGGGCUUGGUAUAUAAUUUCAUUAUUAUUGUUAUUGUUGUUAUUAUUAUUAUUAUUAUUUUGCACUAAAACCCCUCUGUAAAUAGUGGUAGAAACUUUUACUAUGCAGAUUAAGUUUUUGGAUGAUGAACCAGGCUAUUUUGUACGUCAAUAAAAAUGCCGUAGAGAACACUUUAGAGUUGUGCCUUGUACAUCACUCAACACCCAGCAGCUGCUAAAAAAGAAAAGGGAAGCUAAGAUGUUUGUCCAGAUAGGUUUAUGCUAA
Messenger RNA from Gracilinanus agilis (Agile Gracile Mouse Opossum), 2975 nucleotides. RefSeq names its product GRB2 associated regulator of MAPK1 subtype 1 (gene GAREM1). Gene Ontology annotation, biological process: cellular response to epidermal growth factor stimulus; epidermal growth factor receptor signaling pathway. The record is from RefSeq and is a predicted model, not a curated record. Lineage: Eukaryota; Metazoa; Chordata; Mammalia; Didelphimorphia; Didelphidae. The transcript is spliced from 6 exons. Bases 1 to 2655 code for a protein of 884 amino acids. Gene Ontology annotation, molecular function: proline-rich region binding.